This is a messenger RNA of Dentiscutata erythropus, 231 nucleotides long. The record is from the annotation of a GenBank genome assembly. NCBI's taxonomy places the organism in Eukaryota, Fungi, Glomeromycota, Glomeromycetes, Diversisporales, Gigasporaceae.
AUGAGGAAAAGUCUUUUCUCAGAAGGUUUAGAUGAUCCAGAGAAAAAUUGUUUUGCUGUUCUCCUCAGAGAUUGUGAUGGUAACGUUGUCUAUAACUUGACAGGCGACUUACAUUUGGAAUUCGUAAAUGGUGGCAAUGAUAAACGUAAAUGUCAAACUGGUGUGACUGCUGGUGUCGAAAGUAAUAGUCAAACCGUUAGCAAUACACCGGUUAAUCAAAUAAUUCCUUAA